Messenger RNA from Mesorhabditis belari, 654 nucleotides. The record is from the annotation of a GenBank genome assembly. Lineage: Eukaryota; Metazoa; Nematoda; Chromadorea; Rhabditida; Rhabditidae.
CUUCUCCACAAAUCUCUUCGCGAACAUGUUGGAACGUCGCAGCUUGGCGAUAUCGAAGCAAAAUUCGUCUGCACAUAUGUUGAUGGAGCCAUGAUACCACCGAGACUGCUCGUUUUUCGGAAUUUCCCCAUCGAAGUUCAGACAGACGAGGAUCAUCGGGAGGUGGAAAUCGUCGACGCACUUAUGGCAUCAACAGCGGCUCCCGUCUUCCCUCUCGCCCUCUUGACUGAAUAUCAUCGAUUCUAUGCGAAAGCCGCCCGCCAUCCAACUCCUUCACUAUUCCUUUCAUUAGGCACUGGCUACAACGAGCCGAGACGCACAAGUGGAAUUCAUUUUGGAGAUUUGCCGAAGAAUCGCGUUUUCUUCGAUCGGCAUUUUAUGCGCACGACGAGGAAUCUCUUUGACGUUUUUGUUAGCCAAGCGCGUUCAACAAGCAGCGACACAGCAUGUCUUGAUCAAGCAGCCGCUUGGUGUCUUGCUACGAGAAGUCCCUAUUUUCGCAUCAAUCCGCCAAAUAUUAAUCGUCUUUCAUUGACAUGUACUGAUGCAAAGAAAGUCGCCGAUUUUCUGUGGGGAGUCAUGUACUCGCUGAGGUUUAUCUCCGCACGACGGCUCGCCAUGAUCUCGAUCAACUCGCCAGUUUCAUCAAAAGGU